Messenger RNA from Trichomonas vaginalis G3, 1071 nucleotides. Its product is annotated as stress-activated protein kinase signaling cascade. The transcript has a single exon. Gene Ontology annotation, molecular function: protein kinase activity; ATP binding. The coding region runs from base 1 to 1071 and encodes 356 amino acids. Gene Ontology annotation, biological process: protein phosphorylation. The record is from RefSeq and is a predicted model, not a curated record. Lineage: Eukaryota; Parabasalia; Trichomonadida; Trichomonadidae.
AUGAGUUUUCCAUUAAGUUUAGACUGGUAUGAGAUCAAAGAACGCAUAGGUCGAGGAGGAACAAGUGAGGUAUUCUCAGCCGUAUGCUUAGAUAACAAUGAAGUUGUUUCAAUUAAGAAAAUUGACCUCGAAACAGGUCAAAUUGAGCUCGAUUAUUUAAGACAAGAAGUGUCGUAUUGGUCUUCAAUGCAGCAUAAAAACAUCAUUAGCUAUUAUGGUUCCUUCAUUGAAGGUCCCAAUAUCUACAUUCUGAUGAGUUAUUGCUCUGCAGGUUCUUUAUAUGACAUUUUACGUAUCCAUAUGCCAAAUGGCCUUCCAAAUGAAAUCCAGAUCGCAACGAUAUUGAAAGGGACCCUCAACGCGCUUGAUUAUAUUCAUUCAAGUGGACAAAUACAUCGUGAUGUCAAACCAGGCAACAUACUCAUCGAAGGAAAUGGAGUAGUUAAGAUUGGUGACUUCGGUGUUUCUACAAGACUUUUCGAAGAAGGUCAAAGACGUUCAUUUCGUUUUACAGUUGCUGGAACACCAUGUUAUAUGGCGCCAGAAGUUCUCAUUGAGGAGGAAGGAUACACUGAGAAGGCCGAUAUUUGGAGUUUAGGCAUCACAGCGAUUGAGUUAGCAACAGGUGAUGCGCCAUACUCAACAUUAAAUGAAAUGGAGAUCAUGAUGAAAAUCAUUAACUUGCCGCCACCUAGUUUGCCUUCAAAUUCCAAGUAUUCGCCGGAAUUUAUCGAUUUUAUUUCAAAAUGUCUACAGACAGAUCCAAAUAACAGAUGGACAGCUAAAGAGUUACUUUCGCAUCCAUUUAUUCAGAAGGCAAGAGAUAAUGAAUAUCUCCAGAAAACUUUAAUUUCAAAAUUGCCGUCAAUUGCUUCCAGUUUCUCUAUUAAUGAAAUGCGUCUGAAUAAGAUGCGUCUCAAGCUUGGAAACGAUGUCAGUCAAUCAACUCCAGCGAUUGUCCAGUACGAGCCUCCAAAGUGGGACUUCUUAGUUGAUUCAAAGUCUCCUGUAACUGUUAAGAAGGGAAGAUUCGAAAUCACUCGGCUGCCAAACCAGAAUAAAAAUUGUUAA